AUGCCGCCUCGAACGCAAUCCCCCGCCACGCCAGAGCAGCCAGCAGCUGUGCCCGGUCCUGCCGCUUCGGCGUCUGCCCCACUGCGCGUCCGGGUGAACCCCUACGCCUCCUUGGCGGCAAGACUUCGCUCUUUUGAAGGAUUUGACUCGGAUAAUGUGAGUGUGUCGGACUUGGCUGAGGCAGGCUUUUACUGGACUGGGGUGAGGGAUGACUGCGUGUGUUUCUCCUGUGGGCUUGGAGUGAGAAGUUGGGAGCUUGGCGACGUCCCCGUAAAUGAGCAUUUGAGGUUUAACCCGCACUGUCCGCAUAUUCGGCAUAUUCGGCGGGGAUUUGCGGCGCGGGGGCCUGGUUAUUUAAAUGAGUACGUGCGGUUGCGCUCUGACCAGUUCCCAGCGCCUCUAUUUGGCAUUGUUAAGAAGUUAACGCCUAUCUAUGUAGACCGCCGGACCUAUGAUAUCUAUGUAGACCGCCGGACCUAUGACCAGAGAUUUAAUUCCUACGGUGCCUGGCCUGUAGCCAUAAUGUGUGACAAGGGUGAUAUGGCGGCGGCCGGCCUAUUCUACACUAAAUUGGGAGAUCGUGUGCAGUGUGCCUUUUGUGGGGUCGAAAUUGAUGGUUGGUACAGCAACUCGGAUCCGUGGGUGCGCCACGCCAGGUUGAAGCCCACCUGCGCAUACGUCCUGACCGUACGGGGUAGUCAGUUUGUCCAAAAUGCUGUUGAUAGUCCGGUAGCCCCGCCGCCGGCGAUGCCUCCACCACCAGCCGUUGUGGAGCAGGCCUCUUCCACCGUAGAUAAGAAAAAUUGUAUAAUGUGUUAUGAGAAGGUCUUGAGUGUAACAUUCCUGCCGUGUGCGCAUUUGUGUUGUUGUGAUGAUUGCUGGACCGCCUUUGAUCGCUGCCCAAUGUGUCGGGAGGAAAUUACGACCGUCCUUAAAGUGUUCUUGCCUUAAU
Molecule: messenger RNA, 952 nt
Organism: Thrips palmi
Lineage: Eukaryota; Metazoa; Arthropoda; Insecta; Thysanoptera; Thripidae
Product: baculoviral IAP repeat-containing protein 7-like
Exons: 1
Coding region: 1-951 (316 amino acids)
Source: RefSeq, a predicted model, not a curated record